GAGCGGAGAGUUUGGUUGUGUCGACGUGUUUACUUGGCCAUCAAUUGGUACCACGACACCAGUGAGGUAACGUGGAUGUUCGAAGUGAAGGAGAGUGAGGCUGCGAAGCUAGCAUUCGCAAGUAAAACAUGUCUAACUCCGAGCGGUGGGAUGACAACAGAGGAGCAGGCGAUGGAGAUCGACGCCAGUAUAGAGCUCCGACAUGCUUCAACUGUCACGAGCAAGGGCACUACGCUAAUCAGUGUCCGCACCGCGACCGACGACAACAUUCAAGUCCACCAUCGACAUCCAUGGACUCCAAGAGAUCGCGUUCUCCACGGAGAUUUGAGCAUAGGAGGUACGUCUCUCCACCACGUCAGGACGUUGAACUACGUGGUAAACUUGCGGCGCUAUCACAAGGAGUAGCAGAAAUGAAGGAACACUUCGAAGCGGAGAAAGCAAAGAGGGAGGCGAAAGAACAAAGGAGGUUGGACAAGGAAAGAAGAAAGGAAGAAGAGAGACGGAUAGCCGAGGAGGAGGAAAAACGAAGGAUGGAGGAGGAAGCAAAGCGGGAGGAAAAGAAACGGAAGAAAGCAGAGAAGGCUAAACGUGAAGCUUUGUUACGAGCGGAGAUGAAAAAGGAGGUGACCCUUCACGCCACUCUGCUGAUGGGUGAAAUCAAGGAUGAUUGGAUAAAUCAGAUGAAGUCAUCAGUGAUCCUUGCAUUAUUCGCCGGAAAACAGGAUGUCAAAGGAAAGAAGAAAAUGGAGCCAGAACCGGGAGCGGUGUCGUCCUCCUCUACAGACUACAGCGAUGAAGGGAGUGAAGCGAGCAUGACUCAAGAGAUCAGCGACAAGACUAAGCAACUACGUAUAUCCGAGAAGCGUAAACGGGUAGCUGACGUGGCUCUGGAGGGAAGUCCACCGAUGGAGAUGCCGACCAAACGAACUCCGAGGAAGAUAGCCAGACCGGUGUUACCCACUGAUCGGAUGACAAGAGCGAAGGCCAGGAAGAAGGCGGGCUGCAUUACAGUACGAGCUAAGAAGAGAUCUCCAGUGAAGCCGCCGCUCAACAAAGUGCUUAAAUCUGGAUGGAAGGCAACACCACCAAGCGGCCGCAUCACUCCAGCUAGUAAAGCUCUAUUGAGGCUACGAUACCGUGACGCAUUCAUGCGAGAACUGAAGGAUUGUAACGCGGAUGAGCUCCAAAGGAUUUGCCGAGAGGAGGGACUGCAUUAUGAGGGUAAGAUCCACGCGAUUCUCGAUAUUGCCGAGUAUCGCUCCAGACGUCAAUUUCCUGAGGGAGACCGAGCGACUGAGGUAAUCCCGUUAUCUGUUUCAACUGACACCGAAGCUGUUGAAACUCCAGCUGAUGUAGUGGAGUGAUGUGGUUUUCAUCCGGAUAGAUUGUGGGAGUUGUGCAGGUUCGUCUGUUCGGUUUAGGCAUUAGUUUUUAGCCUUUGGUUGUGCCAGCCUGGUACCGGACCCAGAUAGCCGGAAGUUCUAUAGGCUGUUUUUUUGGACCUUGGUACAGAGGGCCCCCGACCUCAGGGAGGCGGACGGGCCCACGCGAACUUUUUUGAACUAUAAAUAGGUAGACGUAGGAUAUAGACGCCCUCUCAGGUACCGUGGUCGGCCGGUCUAUUGACCACCACCGCGGAGGUGAAGCGGUUUGACGGAGGGGUCUUGGGUUGGUUGGAAUGAAUUCAGUGGUACCUG
This is a messenger RNA of Chara braunii, 1697 nucleotides long. The record is from the annotation of a GenBank genome assembly. Lineage: Eukaryota; Viridiplantae; Streptophyta; Charophyceae; Charales; Characeae.